CUAUCAGUGUUUUCGAGUCACGUUCGUUUCAGAAUGUCUGUCAACGGCCACACUGAUAUUUACAUACACCUUAAAACAAGUAGAUCUUGGCCAACGUACGCGAAGUUCCGUCCAAGUGUUAAAUUCCACACGGAGGUGGAAUUGUAAACAAUAUUUCCUCGGGAGCUUGGUUCAGGAUACUACGCAGGGGUUGUUUCUGCGUCACACAUGGUGGCGUCACGGACUUUUUUCCACAAGGUCAACACGGCAGGUCUUCCCAGAACUCAGACUGGCAACGUCAUGUGAGCAACUGAAGACGACUUCGGAGUUUUCAGUUGAUUCUUCAAAGUUCGAGUAUAUUUCAGCACUGCUGCCUAGCAAUUGUGUUUCUGUGGGAACCUGCGACAACUGACAGCAGGACGUGAAUUUAUAUACCACGAUGAGAUUAGUGACAGCCAUUCUGUUCUUGCUGCCGGCACUGGGCGUGACGUCAUCGGCAAACAAUAACUACUACGCCACGUGCGCGUCAGAUCCAGCAGUGGGCGCGCUCACCAGGCGACGUGCAGGGAAGGCGAAAGGUCAGGUCUCGUCCGCCGCCAGGCUCAGGUGCCGGAUUGGCUGCACGCGCAUGCUGAGUCCAGUCUGCGGCAGUGACGGCACGACGUACGGCAACGAGUGCGCCCUUUGCGCCGCGGCCUGCAGGGAGCAUUCACUGUACCUGGCCUGCCGAGGGGAAUGCCCCUGCCCGCUGGCUACCGAUACAGGGCGCGGCGACAUCGGACUGGCCGCCGAUGGCAAUGCCGUAACUGAUGUCGAGGGGGGCAUGGCGGCCGUACCGUCGCAGAAUAUCGAACAACAACAACAACAACAACAACAACAGCCGGUUCAGGUUUCAGCAAGACAAGAAGUUUCAUCACCGCGGAAGAGACCAAAGAAGCUCAAAAAGAAUCACAAACAAGUGAUUGUCAUCACUAACAUCGACUUGACUGUGACAUCGGGCGCCGUCACCGCCGGCACCCUCAACCACGUCACCCUAGACCUGCACGCCGACGUGGCCCCCGAAAGCAACCGGGUCAGCCGGUCCGCUCUCUGGCAGGUAGAGCUGUACCACAAGGGCCGCGGCAAGUCACCGAGACAAGGCCUAGUCAAUCCGUACCUCGACCCGAACCAGUCCCAGGCAUCACUGGACGUAGGGCAGCCGUUGGACAUCCGGGACAUCGAGUACCAACUGGACCUGAGCGACAAGACCUGCGCAGACGCCGCCCGGAUCUGCAGCCAUUUGAAGCAACAGAAGACCGGGAAACGGAGGGCAAAGGUCAUUGGCAAGCCGACGGGGAGCGUGCUGCGCCGCUGCGUCAAAUUGAAGUGCCGGGCUGCUGCUGGCUCUGGUCGUCAGUAAGAACUAAGGACCAGUAAUUGCAUGAGGCUGCAAAGAACCAGCCAAAGGCAAUAUUAUAAAUAACAUGAAACAUUUUUAUGGUAACCUAUCUUGCAAAGCAGAACUUGAAAAUCGAAUUCUUUGUGCUUAGUAGCCUACCUUAAUAACAUCUUCCUGAAAUUGCCCAGAAAUAGACUUGCCUCUAAAUGAGUACGAACUACUUCACUCUUUCCCAGCCUCGCGAGGCCUGAGGUUCAACAUCCUCACUGAAUAAGGCGAAGAUGGGAUGAGAGAGUUGAUAUUUUAUAGGCCAUUGGGGCGUUGUAUAUAUAACAUGCACCCUGACACAUAAAUGCGUGAUAUAAAUUGCUAAUUUUCUAGCGAUGAGUUAUUAAGUUUUGUCCACGACAUGAACCUCAAUUAAAAACGUUUAUGCAUGAAAGCUUCAUUUACACUGUAUACCAACAGGCUAUUAAUUAUUAAAGCCUUCUUUCUAUUUAAGAGUGUAUUCAGUUCAUUGUGUACUCUUUGCAAGUAUAUAGGGCCAACUAUAAUGGACAAACAACGACCUGAAAACGAAUUUACCGAAGAGCAUAUUAUAACAAGCAGGCACUAUGCAAUUACAAAUAGGACAAAAUUACAAACACUCAAAAAGGGAUUUCCAGGCUGUUUCCAGUUAUCGAAAUUGGACCGUCUUGAACAUCGGCUUUUUUAUUUCAAAAGCGUCAUAAGAGGCCAGUUAUAAUGGAUAAUAGCGCAUGUAUAUUAUAGUGUUGAUUUUUUCACGUCUUCACGGGAUUUCUUUGGAAGGCCGUUUCUUACAUGCUUUUUUUCCAAAAAAAAAAUUGCAUGAAAUAUUAAAUACCUUAAACUCGAUGAUGCAAUACGUUUCCAUGUAGAUGUAAAUAAACCUCUUUGUUUGCUGUAUUGGUUUUCUUUUUCUUUUCUUUUCGAAGUUAUUUGUUUAUUAUGUUAAUAGAUUUUCCAGAAUUCAUACAUGGCUUAUUUUUUUUUUUUUUUUUUUUUUUGAAACGUACAAACCGAUAUUUACAUUUUUACAGCAUAUUGAUAAUAUUGUAAAACUGCACAAUUUUUUGUUAAACGUAAGGUAAAACUCUUUCAAUAAAUUAGUGAAUAUAUUCAUUUGAAAAGAAUGGUAUUGUAGAUGUGUAACUAGAUUCGAUUUGUUGUUUUAGAAAAGUCUUGAAUUUCGGUCAAGAAGGAGUGCAGGAAAAGGCUGGUUUGACAACUUUGUUGAUCGAAUUCGGUAAAAUCAUAAGGUUGAUCCACAUUCGGACACAUUAUUUCGACCA
Messenger RNA from Patiria miniata (bat star), 2670 nucleotides. RefSeq lists its product as uncharacterized. The record is from RefSeq and is a predicted model, not a curated record. The coding region runs from base 419 to 1378 and encodes 319 amino acids. NCBI's taxonomy places the organism in Eukaryota, Metazoa, Echinodermata, Asteroidea, Valvatida, Asterinidae. Gene Ontology annotation, molecular function: protein binding. The transcript is spliced from 4 exons.